Messenger RNA from Mollisia scopiformis, 1062 nucleotides. RefSeq lists its product as uncharacterized. The coding region runs from base 1 to 1062 and encodes 353 amino acids. Lineage: Eukaryota; Fungi; Ascomycota; Leotiomycetes; Helotiales; Mollisiaceae. The transcript is spliced from 5 exons. Gene Ontology annotation, biological process: mannosyl-inositol phosphorylceramide biosynthetic process. Gene Ontology annotation, molecular function: mannosyltransferase activity. The record is from RefSeq and is a predicted model, not a curated record.
AUGCGUCCCCGAACCCUCAUCCUCCCCCUCGUCCUCCUCACCCUCCUUCUCAUCGCCAUCCUCCGCCUUGUCGGCUUCAUCCACCUCUUCUUCACCCGCGCCGGCGCCGGCGCCCUCACGCAAGAACAGAUCCGGGACGCGCAUCUCGCGAGUUUGGGCGCUCACGAUGGGAGGAAGAUGUUGAUUCCCAAGAUCGUGCAUCAGGUUUUUCAUGAUUGGGGACAUGUUGGUGAAGGGAGAGAGGGGAAUGAAACGAUGCCGGAGGAUUGGGAGGAAGUGAGGAGGGGGUGUGUUGAGAGGAAUGGGGGGUGGGAGUUUAUGCUCUGGACAGAAAUUAAAUCGAGGGAGUUCAUUAGGGAGAAUUAUCCCUGGUUUUUGGAUACGUAUGAUGGGUACCGAUUCCCGGUUCAGAGGGUGGAUACUGUGAGGUAUUUUUUGCUGAGGCAUUAUGGGGGGAUUUAUUUGGAUCUUGAUAAUGGCUGUCUUACGAACUUAGAACCGUUGCUUUAUUACCCCGCUUGGCUCACAGACGGUGGCCGCGGCGCCCUCUCGAACAAUAUCUUAGCCUCCACUCCCAUGCACCCCUUCUGGGUCCUCCUAACCGACUCCCUCAUCCCCUACAACUACAACUACCUCUUCCCCUACAUCACCAUCUCCUACGCCUCGGGCCAAUGGUUCGAGACCGCGAUCUGGGAACGCUAUCACGGUUCUAAGAAAACGAUGAAAGAAGAAGAAAAGGUGUAUAGGAUCAUGAUGGAUGAUCGAGUCCAGGAUCGCGUCGGAGAGGGGAAAUGGGUCUUCUUUACGCAGGAGAGGGGCGGGACGUGGGUUAAUUGGGAUAAUAGGUUGUUUCUGUGGGUGGGGGAUCAUUUGGUAUUGCUGGCGGUGGGAGGGGUGGUGUUGGGUGGGGGUGGUUGUUGGAUGAACUUUCUUUCAGUGGUCGAUGAGAGAAUUGCUGAGGGUUGGUAUAUCCUCAAGUCCGUGUGCUUACUUACCUACCGGACUUUCAAGAAGCAAGCUCCUGAGUCUACACAACUCCAAUUGAACACAUACCGUAUUUAA